GGAGCCGGCGGCGGAGCAACCAGCGAGCGGGACCGCGGGCUACGCGCGGAGCCGGCGCUGUCAUGGCCGACUACUGGAAGUCCCAACCAAAGAAAUUCUGUGAUUACUGCAAGUGCUGGAUAGCAGACAACAGGCCUAGUGUGGAAUUUCAUGAAAGAGGAAAGAAUCACAAGGAAAAUGUGGCCCGAAGGAUCAGUGAGAUUAAACAGAAAAGCUUGGAUAAGGCAAAGGAAGAAGAAAAGGCAUCCAAAGAGUUUGCUGCGAUGGAGGCAGCUGCACUGAAGGCGUACCAAGAGGAUCUGAAACGCCUCGGCCUAGAGUCGGACAUUUCAGAGCCAAGUAUACCACCAGUGACAAGCAUUGUCCAGCCCACCUCUACAUCAAAUCAACCAAAAGAGAAGAAAAAGAAAAAGGAAAAGAAGAAGAAAGACACUCCGAAGGGUAGAUGGGUGGAAGGCGUAACAGCUGAUGGUCACUGUUACUACUAUGAUCUCAUCACAGGAGCAUCUCAGUGGGAGAAGCCAGAAGGAUUUCAAGGGAACUUAAAAAAGACAUCAGCAAAGGCCAUUUGGGUAGAGGGUUUAAGUGAAGACGGUUACACCUAUUAUUAUAAUACAGAAACAGGAGAAUCCAAAUGGGAAAAGCCGGAUGAUUUCAUCCCACACACUGGUGAUGCGCCUUCUAGUAAGGACAAUGAAAAGUCACCUGACACUCCAGAAGAAUCCAAGUCGUCAGAUUCUCAGAGUGACUCUGAUGGCGAACAGAAGAAACCAGCAGAGGCUUCUGCAGAAACUAAGAAACUAAUAAUCAAGUUUAAGGAAAAAAAUAAAAGUACUGAGAAAAGAACUGACCCAGAAAUACAAAAAGAAAAAAGUACCCCAAAACAGAAUCCAUCAACCACAAACGAAGAAAAACCCAAACCUCUUAAGAAAUUGACGAACCCUUAUGGAGAAUGGCAAGAAAUUAAACAAGAGGCGGAGUCUCAGGGAGAGGUUGACUUGGAACUUCCAAGCACUGAAAGCGACUAUCUGUCAACACCAGAAGCUGCUGCUGGAGAAAUCAAAGUGGUAUUUAGAGAAAAAACUGUGUCUUCUCUGGGAGUGGCAGCAGAUGGGCUGGCUCCAGUCUUCAAAAAGAGAAAAAUUGAAAAUGGGAGGUCUCGGAAUUUAAGACAGCGAGGUGAUGAUGAUUGACUGGGAACCCUUUCCUUUGACUGCUUUGGACAGAGGGGACAUGCCCUUUCCAAGCUUCUCUGUGUAUUGAGUACUAUAGUGCUGCAGUUUACAUUUAUGCUAAAUGUAUUUUAUGUAAAUCAAAAUAAAUCUUUUUUCAUGUGAAA
Messenger RNA from Phodopus roborovskii (desert hamster), 1339 nucleotides. It is a transcript of the gene Wbp4, whose product is annotated as WW domain binding protein 4. Gene Ontology annotation, cellular component: precatalytic spliceosome; nucleus. The record is from RefSeq and is a predicted model, not a curated record. The transcript is spliced from 10 exons. Gene Ontology annotation, molecular function: RNA binding; protein binding; zinc ion binding. Bases 63 to 1193 code for a protein of 376 amino acids. Lineage: Eukaryota; Metazoa; Chordata; Mammalia; Rodentia; Cricetidae. Gene Ontology annotation, biological process: mRNA splicing, via spliceosome.